AUGUCCCAAACAUCGACAAUGGCGGCCGAUCUUGACCCAGAGCAUCAGCAUGCUGUGGUCGUACCGAAGAAGCAGCGAACUCUCUUUGGGUUCAAGGUACCCAGAUACUCUGAUCCAAUGGUUCAGAUAGUCGUUGUCGGUUUUAUCUUAUUCCUCAAUCCAGGAAUGUACAAUGCCUUGGCCGGUCUAGGAGGUGCAGGCCAAGUCGAUCCGACAGCACAAAACAACGCCGGUAUUGCACUCCAUACGACGUUUGCCGUGAUCGGGUUCGUGGUGGGUAUCGCCCACAAUUUUUUGGGAACCAAAUGGACCAUGGCAAUAGGUGGCAUCGGCUACUGUGUUUACUCGGCCGCAUUUCUGUGCUACAACCACACCAGGAACGAAGGGUUCGUUAUAUUCUCCGGCGCCCUUUUGGGCUUCUGCGCCGCGUUCUUGUGGUGUGCACAAGGGGUGGUGAUGAUGUCCUAUCCAGUCGAGUCUCAACGAGGGCGCGCCAUUUCCAUCACCUGGCUUCUAUUCAACCUAGGAGCAGUCAUUGGCGCCGCCGUGUCGUUGGGCCAGAACUGGAGCGUUAAGGCCGGCCACGUCACAGACGGAACCUACGUUGGUUUCAUCGUCCUCGAAGCCUCCGGCGCAUUACUCUGUUGUUUCCUGACACCCAGUGAGAAGAUCAUUCGAAAGGAUGGGACGAAGGUGCAGAAGGUCAUUCACCCAGGCCUCAAAUCUGAUAUCUUGGGUCUCUACACGACCCUCGUCACGGACCCGUGGGUGAUUCUGCUAUUCCCCAUGUUCUUCGCGUCCAAUUAUUUCUACACGUAUCAGUUCAACGAUGUCAAUGCCUAUUUCUUCUCCACGAGGACGAGAGCUUUCAACAACAUCUUCUACUGGAUCUCCCAGAUCAUUGCUGCCGCCGCGUUCGGCGCGUUUCUCGACUGGACGCGCUUCAGCCGGCGCACUCGGACCCUUGUCGCGUGGGCUAUACUCUUCACAUUGGUCAUGGCCGUCUGGGGAGGUGGAUACAAGUUUCUGUUAUUGACCCAUCGCCACGUCAAGGGUCCUGGAAUGGAUCUUUUCGACAAAGACUACACUUGGUACCUUUUGCUCUACAUGUCCUACGGCAUGCUCGAUUCUCUGUGGCAGGUUUUCUGCUACUACACCAUGGGCGCCAUGUCCAACGACCCUCGCAGACUCGCUUACUACACUGGCUUCUACAAGUCCAUCCAAGCUGUUGGUGCUACUGCAAUUUCUAAACUGGACGCGGACAAAGUCUCAUUCCAUAUCAACUUUGGGACUUCGUGGGGUCUAAUGGCCGGUGGUCUCGUCAUCGCCUUCCCCCUGUACUGGUUCCGGCUUCACAACACCGAGGUAGACGAAGAGGAUUUCAUCGGCGUACCUACUGGGAAGGAGGUGCACAAGAGCACCGUCACGGACGUCGCGGCCAAGGGCGAAGGGAGCGCGACCGUCAGCGAGAAGAAGGCCCCAGAUGAUCAUCACGAACUGGACAAAGCAUCCUAG
This is a messenger RNA of Exophiala spinifera, 1515 nucleotides long. RefSeq lists its product as uncharacterized. The coding region runs from base 1 to 1515 and encodes 504 amino acids. The record is from RefSeq and is a predicted model, not a curated record. Gene Ontology annotation, biological process: transmembrane transport. Gene Ontology annotation, molecular function: transmembrane transporter activity. The transcript has 8 exons. Lineage: Eukaryota; Fungi; Ascomycota; Eurotiomycetes; Chaetothyriales; Herpotrichiellaceae.